CUGCUCAGCGUAUUAGCUUUAAGCUUCAAUUGUGGAGGCACAAAGUUGCCCAUCUGCGACUGCCCGCUAUUGACUAGUUCUGGCCCAUCUUGCCACUGCCAAACAUGCGAGGACAUAGGACUAGCAAUCAGCACCUGGAUACACCAUGAAACGCUGCCAAUGUGCGAAAGUGAUACUUGGUUUCAGCUUUUCGGUGCCGCUAGCUCCACUCAAUAGUUAGUAUGACCAUUUGAAUUCACAGUAAAAUGAUCGACUGCAGAAUCGUCUUACUCCUGCCAGCCGGGGCACUGUCAACUGCCCCAAGAACUUGCUCGAUUCUGCAAAUGGACAAUAACAAGCUGUGGCUGAAUAAAAAUGGAUAGUUGAAAACUAGCACAUGUGCUGUGGAAUCGCCCGGCGAAGAAGGACGCGCACACGAGCGACAUGCGCGGCCGGGCUGGCCUUUCCGCUGCUCGUAUGCAGCUUGCUACACACUUGCGGUGGACUAGGCACAGCGGGGGCAGGCCUGCCGGGCAAGGCACACGACGCUGACACGGUGUGGGACGUGGCCUGGGUCGCCACAGCCGCAGCCAGUGGCGGCACUCUGACACACCGCGGCAGCGGGGGGGUCACCACCAGCGCCGUCCGCGGUGACACUAGCAGCAGCAGCACCGCCACCAGCAGCAGCAGCAGUAGCAGCAGCAGCAGCAGUAGCAGCAGCAGCAGGCGCCAGGCGCGCUCCCUCCUGCAGUCUUCGCUCAGCUGCCCCGCCGCCACCAGCUGCAACGCCGAAACCACCGCCUGCGGCGGCGGCCCCCACGCCGCCUUCGCCGCCGCCGCCGAACUGGACCCCGGUGCCGUGCUGCCCAACGCGCUCAACUUCACAGCCGCCCUGGGGCCCCCCACCUUCGCGGCGGGCAACAGCAGCUGUGUGGACAGCUGGCAGGCGGUGCUGGCGGCGGAUGCGGCCGGCGCGGCGGGCGCUGCGCCGCUGGCAGGUCAGCUGUGGAGCCUGAGCUCGGGCGUGAGCGGGCAGCAGGCGCCGGGGCAGCUGUACCCGGUGCGGUUCAGGCUGGAGGCGCCGCUGUAUGCGUGCCAGGUGUCUGUGCUGGUGGUGAGCAGUCCUCCGAACGGCGGCGUCAAGGCCGUCACCUUGCACGACGACUACAACGGCUUGACACGGGCGGCUGUCUGCCAGCCCCGCCUGCCCGCCUGCACCGGCGCCUCCGGCUCCGCCUCCUCGCGCGCCUACUGGCACAGCUGCGACGUGUUAGCCGCCACCACCCUCACCUCCUCCGUCAGCGUGCAGCUGGACCUGACUGCGGUCAUUGACGCGGUGCGGGUCACCGGCUACGCCACCCUGUCGCCGCCCUCACCACCGCUGCCGCCCGCGCCGCCCUCCCCAGAGCCCCCGCUGCCGCCCUCACCGGCGCCGCCCUCCCCAGCCCCGCCGCGACCCCCGCCCCCCUCACCACGCCCACCGCUGCCCUCCCCCUUUCCGCCCCCGCCCCCAAAGCCGCCCUCGCCCGGGCCCACCCCGCCCCCCACACCGCCACUGCCGCCCAGUCCCGCGCCCAGCCCGCCCUCCCCGGACCCGCCCUCCCCGGACCCGCCCGCCCCUCCAUCCCCCAGCCCGCCUCAGCCCCCAUUCCCCCCAGCCCCCUCUGGAUCCUGGAACUCAUCGGGCGCCUUGGCUCCCAACUCCAGUUCUGGAUCCGGCAGCUUCUCACAGCCCCUGCAGGUUCCCGCCAGCUUCCUGGCUACUGCCGCCGCCCCCUUAUCACUUCUGUACGCGGCAUGGGACAUGCAGGCGGUGCAGCGCGGCAGUAGCAGCAGCAGCAGCAACGAUGGCACGGGGAGUAGCAGUAGCAGCAGCAGCUUUGGGGACCUGACGCGGGCGCAGCUGGUGUCGCGUGCUUACCCCACCGCCGCUACUGCUGUGGUGCGGGCGGUGCGGGUGGAGGCGCCGCCGCUGGUGCUCCCAGACACGCAGCUGUCCUGCUCGGGCGCCCGGCUGACCGACCUGCGCUCGCGGCUGAGCGGUGUGGUGCUGCAGCUGGGCGGCGGCCGAGUCGACCUCGCCUGCAACACAGUGCCGCCGCCGCCCGCGCCGCCAGACCCACCCGCGCCGGCGCCAGACCCACCCGCGCCGGCGCCGGCGCCGGAGCCUGCCGCCGCCGCGGCGGCGGCCUCAGCAGCGGAGGAUCCUGAUGCCUCCGUCACGAGCGCGGGAAACAGCGCCGCACCGACUCGGCACCUGCGAAGUCGGGCGCUGCUGCAGCAGCCGCAGUCCACAGGCAACAGUCCAGCUGACAGCAGCAGCGCCAGCAGCGCCGACACCACCACUGCGGACCCUAGCAGCAGCCUGUCACCGCCGCCGCCGCCGCCUAGCUGCCUGUUUGGGCAACAGCUCCCGCCGCCCGGCGCCUCCUACAUCGCUGUGUCGCUGCGCCUAGCCGCCGCCGACGCCUGGUCAGGCAACGUCAGCGCCGCCGCCGCCGCACUGGGGGCGCUGGGCGGCGGCGCGCUGGCGGCGCGGCUGGCGGACACGCUGGUGGGGUGGCGGGCGGCGGGGCGGGCGGCGCUGGCUGGGCUGUGCCUGCCCGCCGCGGCUGACAUGACUGUGGUGACCGAGGCCCGGGUGGCGUUCGCGGCGCCGCUGAGCCCCCAGGGCCGUGUGUCCUACCUGCGCCUCUGCCCCCUCACCUGGGGUCUGGUGCCCGCCGCCGCCGCCACCAACCUCACCGCCGCCGCCGUGCCCGGCGGCCUCCGGGCCCUGCUGCUCUCCAACUCCACCGCCUCCACCGCCUUUGCCCCCGCCUACCCCUCCCCCGGAUCCCUCGCCUCGCCCGAGGAGCAACAGGCGCAGCUGCUGGCGCAGCUGCAGGCCCGCAUGACAGUCGCGCAGCAGCUGGGGUUGGCGGGCAGUGCGGGCUGUGUCGUGUCAGACGUGCUGACGGCGGCGGGGGCCGCGGACGGAGCUGGUGGUGGCGGCGGCGGCGCCGGCUGGUUGCUGCGUGCGGCGGCGAACCUGACAGAUGCGGAGGCGCCGGCGGCGCUGCUGUUUGCGGCGUGGGACGUGGUGGUGCGGCUGAGCGCUGCUGGCGGCGGCAGCGGCGGCGGCAGCAGCGGCGUGUCGACAGGGGGUGGCGGAGCGGCGGUGGCAGUAGCAGGGCUGUACCCUGGUGCCAGCGGGAUGCGGCUGAGGGCGGUGCGGCUGGAGGCGCCGCCGCUGCUACUGCCGAUUGGGGUGCCGUGUUCCAGCGCGCGGCUGUCCGACCUGCGCACCCGCCUCAGCCUGGCAGCACUGGGCCUGGGCCUCGCCGCCAGCAGCGCCAACAUCAGCUGCGUCGCCGCACCCGACCCCGCACCCGCACCGCCGCCGCCCCUCACGCCCAGCCCCACAGCGCCCCCGCCCGCCCCCUCCACGGCAGGCGUCGCGCUCGCUGCUGCCCGCCGCGCGCUCCUGCAGACAGACCCCACAACCGGCAGUAGCACCAGCAGCAGCACUGGCGGCAGUAGCAGCUGCCAGGAUGCUGCAGCUACGCCCCAGCCGGGCCAGUCGGUGUUGUCAGUGGUGAUGCGGCUGGCACCCGCGCCGGCGGUGACGGCAGACGGUGCCGCGGCCGGCGCGGGUGCGCUGGCGGCGGCGGUGGAUAGCGGCGCGGCGGCGGCGCGGGUGGCGGCGGCGCUGAGUGCCUGGGCGGCGGCGGCGGCGGCGCAGCUGGGGGGCCGGGACGUGCUGUGCCUGCCGGCGGCUGAGCAGCUGGGCACGGUCCUUGAGGCGCGGGUGACCUACCGUCUGCCGCUUAGUGCGUCCGGCCGCGAUGCCUACCAGUCCGCCUGCGCCACCGCCGCCGCCAGCGUUCUCGCCAGCGGCAGUCUUGAUGGCGACAUAGGCCUGCCAAACGUCGAUAGCAGCGGCAGUGGCAUAGCAGGACUGCCGGCGGCGCGUGCGACGGAGCUGGGUCUGAACGGCACUGUGGGCUGCGCCCUCGCAAGCAUGGACUUGGUCGCGAGCGAGGGCGGCAGUAGCAGCAGCCCGCCGGGUGGCAGUAGCGGCGGCAGUAGCAGCGGCGACUCGGGUGGCAGCAGCAACCAGGCAGCUAUCAUCGGGGCGUCGGUGGGCGCGGCAGUGGGCGUCACGGCACUGGCCGCGGGCGUGUUCCUGUACCGCAGACGCAGGGCCGCGAGCAGCUCGGGCGCAGUCAAGCCCCAGGCGGCUGACGAGGCGGCCAAGGACAAGGAGCGGGCGGCGGGGGGCGAGGGCGAGGGAGAGGGAGAGGGUGGGAAAUUGGGUGGCGUGGCAGGCGUGCCGGCGGCGCGGGAGCAGUCGGAGGGCAACGGCUCCUCGCUAUUCACCUCUAGACCGGCCGGCCAGCUACAGCCACAGCCGCAUGGGCUGGGCGGCAGUAGCAGCCUGCUGCGCUCGCCCUCACGCGCCGCCGUGCAUCCUGUGGCGGCAGCUUCUGCCGGUGCUGCUACUGCCGGUGCGGCUAUGGUCAGCGGGCCGGGCGCCGUCACCUCCAGCGGCGGCCCAUCGCUGCUGUAUGCGGCAGUAGCGACGUCGGUGUCAGCGGGGCGGCCGGGACCCCGCGGCGGGGCGGCGGGAGGCGGCGGCCUCGGCCCCAGCGGCGUGACACGCUCCCGGUCUGCCACAACCGGCGCGGCGGCCGCCUUUGGGGAAACACCAGACGGCGGCGGCGGCGGCGUGGCAGGAGCUCUGCGGUCGCUGGGGCGGCGGCUUGGCUUGCUGGGCAGUCCCUCACACUUCAGAGUGCAGCCCGCAGCAGCCGCAGCUGGCGCCGGCGGUGGCCGUGGAGGGGCAGGGACAGGGGCAGGUGGAGGCGGGUCCGCCUGGCAGCAGGGCGCAGCCGGCGAGCAGCGCAAUGUGCUGUUUCUGUGGGACCAGGACUCGACCCCCACUGCCGCCCCAGGCAGUGCACCACACCGGCUGCCGCUGGCUGCGUCUGCGGCUGCUGCUGCUGCUACUGCUGCUGCCGCUGCUGCUGCUACUGCUGCUGCCAAGUUGUCGCAUUCAGCGGCGGGGCCGCCGCGGGGCGCGCUGGCAGCCGGCGCCGGUGCAGGGGGCGCAGGGGCCGGAGGGCUGCUGGCCGCGAGGAGCGCCAGCAUAGGCACCGGGCCCGACAGCGGCAGCGGCGGCGGCGGCGGCGGCGCUGCGGGUGGCUUGAGGGCGGGGGUCGCGCCGGCAGGCCUGCGGGCGGCGAGCAGUACUGAGAGCGGGCCUGUGAGCCGUGGCGCCGCCCACCACAGUGGACUGCUGGCGUCGCCCUACUCGCAGCGGACGCUGCCGGCAGAGCACGAAGGCCUGCUAGCCGCUGGCAUAGCGCUGGGAGCCGCCGGCAGUGGCGGCGGUGGAGAAGGGGAGGAGGAAGCGCAGCAGCAGCAGCAGCAGGCGGCAGGGGUGCCGCUGGAUGCGGGGGGUGGGGGGGAUGGGGAGGAGCUGCUGCCGGGCGCGCGUCAGGGCAGCUACAGCCGCGGAGCUGGCGGCAGCGGCGCGGGGCCGCAUGGUGCUACUGCCGCGGCGGCGCGGGUGCCAAGCCAGCGCGGCGGCAGUGGGGAUGGCAGCGGUAGCGCUGGUGGUAGUGGUGGUGACGGAUAUGGUGGUGGUGGUGGUGGUGGUGGUGGUGGUGGUGGUGGUGGUGGUGGUGGUGGUGGUGGUGGUGGUGGUGGUGGUGGUGGUGGUGAUGGUGGUGGUGGUGGUGGUGGUGGUGGUGGUGACGGAUAUGGUGGUGGUAGCAGGGGCAGCAUGGACCGGAGAUCUACUGAGCUGCCGCCACUGCGGCACCCAGCCGGCCAGUUGCCGCCGCUGGGCCGCGCCCCGGCCACGCUCCCACCCCUCCUCCCUACCGGCGCCGCCGCGGCGGCCCCUGCAGCCGUUGCAGCGGCCCUCCUGCCCGCGGCCCCGGCGCCGGCUGCCCCCCUCUCGCCCUCCCCGCCCGGUCCGAGUGUGCUGCCCGUGCUGCCCCCGCGGACGGGCUCACUGCGGGCCGGCGGCGGUGGCGGCGGCGGUGGCGGCGGCGGUGGCGGCGGCGGUGGCGGCGGCGGCGGCGGUGGCGGCGGCGGCGGAGGUGGCGGCGGAGGUGGCGGCGGCGGCUGGCGGCCCGGGGGUCGGCGCGCCUCCUCCGGGGCGAGCCACAGCAGCGAGCACGCCGCGCCCGCCAGUGGCGGGGAGCACGCGAGCGGUGGGGUCCUGGGUGGUGCGGGAGUGGGUGCGGGCGCGGGUGCAGGGGCGGGGCCAGGGGCGAAUGUGGGAGCGGGAGCGGCGUCGGGUGUGGUGGGGCAGUGGGAGGCCGCCCGGGGGCCUGUGUGAGAGCUCGGCGUGUGGCCUGGUGCCUGGUGGCGGCGUGGUGGUGGCCGGGCUGGCGGCUCUUGCGCCCAGGAAAGCCCUGCUUGCGCCUGUGCUGUGGGGCUUUUGGCGCGUGGUAAGGCGUGUGGGGGACGGCUCGAGCGACCCAGGCGCGCUGGGGUGCAUACGACACAUGUGCGCGUUCGCCAUUUUGCGAGUGAGGAGGGGCGGUGGUGCGCCGUAGCAGGCAUAUGGUAUCAUUGCGAAAGACGCCGCGCUUUAGUGCAGUGAUGCUUUGUUUGUGUCCAGCAAAAAUAGCGCAGUCUCAUCUGCGGUACUGUUGUUGUAUUCUUAGGUGGACGAGUGGGCAUGGCGUCUUCCUGCCAAGGCCUGCAUACGGUAUGCAAUGUUCAAUUCAUUACUGUGCACUCUUGAGCACGGCAACUGCAUAUGUUGCUGGCGUGUAGAAUGGGGACGCUUCCGCGUCGUGACGAAUGGGACAAGCGGCCGCUACACCUACCACGUGCCGCACACACACCGCCAACGUCCAAGGGCUCCGCGCUCCACACACCCAGGCAGCGCCCACACGAGUGGCACGUCGGGGCGCACACACAUUUGACUUUUCGAUCGGG
Molecule: messenger RNA, 6921 nt
Organism: Chlamydomonas reinhardtii
Lineage: Eukaryota; Viridiplantae; Chlorophyta; Chlorophyceae; Chlamydomonadales; Chlamydomonadaceae
Exons: 9
Coding region: 377-6313 (1978 amino acids)
Source: RefSeq, a predicted model, not a curated record